UAAAGCUCCGAGCAGCUUGCAACCAAUGCCAUCUCUCCAAGGUCCGUUGUAGUGGGGAAAAAACCGGAUGUGCUCGGUGCUCGAGUCUCGGUUAUUCCUGCGUCUACUCCGAGUCUCGAGUAGGCAAAGUGCAGGGGAAUCGGGCCCGACGACUGAGGGGCGGGUCGGCAUCGGCCCAAAAACAUCCCAUUUCGCCCAGUCCAAGCUCUCUGGAUAUGACGGGAGAUAACAGAGGGGAUUCCUCUAGAUCAGGAGCCGGUAGUACUCCAUCUCAGGGGUUGAUGGAUGGAGAAAGACCAACUAUCGAGCUCGAAGACGGGCUGUUCGCGGAACUAAGCUGUGUGAGCCAUGGAGUUUAUUCCAAGGCCCCUAAGGAUAUUGAUGAUUGCGCGCUCUUUGGUAGUCUCGAUGACUUCCAGUGUGUUGAAACGCCGCUCGAUCCAAUGCUCUCCGAUGUAGAUCGAGUAGGCAAUCCUUCACACCUGCCAUCUGCCAUGGUGUUACCACAACCUUCGCCCCCUCUUGGUCCAGACAAGUCGCUAGACUUGGCUUCCAAGACCGACUGGUCAGGAUUCUAUUUCCCAUCCCCAGAUAACGCGGGCGUGGGGAAGCUAGCUCCAUAUCGACAGCUUGCUAGCCAACGAAUGGUCGACUGCGUAGCAUUGGUCCACAAUUUAGAGCAACACAUCCACAGCCGGCUGGUGGCAGCAGAUGAGGUCAUGCGGGUGAACAAACACUGUGUUGUGAGUAUAUUGGAAAUACUAGAGUACGAGGAGACCAGCCCCAGUAUGAGCUUACUGGGACUGAGCUGUCUCGCCAUUAACCACGUUGUGACGUUGUUUGAAGGAGCCUCCGACUAUCUCCUCUCUCCCAGCAAACGCCACGAGUAUCCCCAAAAACGAAUGCCCACCAUACAAUUUGGGAAUUUUCACGUGGAUCCGGAGGAACAUCUUUCAAUCCAGUGCCAGAUUCUUUUGCGAGAACUGCAACGAUGCGGCCGAACGGCCGAGAAACUCCUUGAACGGCUAAAAUUGGUUCAUGAAGACCGGGGGAAUCUGGGCGUUGUUUAUUCAGAUUGGCUUAGAACUAUUCAAAAUAGGCUGCAGACAUUGUGUGAAAAUGUACAAAAGAAAUGAGGUGAUUAUAGAUUUGCAUAUAUAACGACUAUUAUUGACUGAUUUUUGCUUCG
This is a messenger RNA of Trichoderma virens Gv29-8, 1189 nucleotides long. RefSeq lists its product as uncharacterized. Bases 216 to 1136 code for a protein of 306 amino acids. NCBI's taxonomy places the organism in Eukaryota, Fungi, Ascomycota, Sordariomycetes, Hypocreales, Hypocreaceae. The transcript is spliced from 2 exons. The record is from RefSeq and is a predicted model, not a curated record.